AUGGCGGCGGCGGCGGAUACCUCGGAGGCGUCCGCGGCCGGGAUCGCGCUCGCGGAGGCCAACAUCAACUGGGAGAGGUUGGACAAGACGAGGUUUCAUGUGAUUGGAGCUAUCCUGUUUACGGCCCAGCAAGGUGCUCUGCACCCGACAGCUGUUGUGAAGACUAGGAUGCAGGUUGCUGAAGGGGGACUUGCACAUAUGUCUGGGUUUACUGUUUUUAGGAGGAUAUUGAGAAGCGAUGGCAUCCCUGGCAUUUUCAGAGGAUUUGGCACCUCUGCUGUUGGAGCCCUACCUGGGCGAGUGCUAGCUCUAACAUCACUGGAGAUCUCUAAAGAAAUGACGUUUAAGUAUUGUGAACAUUUUGAUAUGUCAGAGGCCUCACGAAUUGCUGUAGCAAAUGGCGUUGCAGGCCUGAUGUCGAGUAUCUGUUCAUGCUCAUAUUUUGUGCCUCUAGAUGUGAUUUGCCAAAGGCUCAUGGUUCAAGGAUUGCCAGGGAUGGCAACAUACAGGGGCCCAUUUGAUGUGAUAAAUAAGGUUGUCAGAACAGAAGGGAUCCGGGGGCUUUACCGAGGUUUUGGAAUCACUAUGUUGACUCAGUCGCCAGCUUCAGCCCUUUGGUGGAGUGCAUAUGGUGGUGCUCAACAUGCUAUUUGGAGGAGUUUGGGUUAUGGAAAAGACUCCCACAAAACCAUCUCAAUCAGAACUUGUUGCUGUCCAAGCGACAGCAGGAACAAUUGCUGGUGCUUGCUCAUCGAUUAUCACAACUCCAAUAGAUACCAUCAAGACUCGGCUUCAGAGGAUGGACAUGUUGGUCGUAGCCAGAAGGUGCAGCUCUUAACCUGGGUGACACAUUCUGGUCUCAAGCUUAUUGUUCCUCUGUGUCAGGUUAUGGACAACUAUGGUAAGGGUAGGCCUUCUGUCAUGAAAACUACCAGGCUGCUGCUUGAUGAAGAUGGCUGGAGGGGGUUUUAUAGAGGACAAAGCUUUGUUAGUGAAGAAAACAAUGUCAUCUCAGCAACUCGUGAGCGGAUCUUGGAGAGACUCCGGGCUGCCUUCCAUCAAGCAGUACACUGGUGGCAGCGUGAGCGUCUCCAUGACUCCGUACGCGUUCCAGCAGUAGGGGUCCGCGAGCAGCGCUCCCUCGUCUCCGCCGGCCGGCAGCAGCUCGACGCCGGACAUGGUGAUGUCCGUGCAGGCUACGGCGUCGCUGCACGCAAGGCGGAUGGGCGCGCCGGCCUGCGGGUUGUACGUGCCGUGGAUGUCCCGGUACGUGACCCUGGCCACGCGCACCGCGGAGGUCUGGUUGGCGCACCCGUGGCCGAGGCAGUAGUACUGGUCGAUGACGAUGCAGCUCUUCACGUUCUGCAUCUGCACGCCGGCGAACUCGACUGCCGACACGGCGCCGGUGCCGCCCUGCCACGUCUUGAUGCGGAGGCCGUUGUCGGAGUCGAGGAUCCGCGCGUUCCGGACCGUGAUGUUGGACACGCAGGCGUGCGUGUUGUGGACGCCCACGCUGCCGAUGCUGCGAGGAUGACAACAGCUUGCCGCGUCAGGCUCACUACGAACGGUACCGCCAUGGAAGCACUUUGUUGGUACCUGAUGCCAUGGCCGUGGCCGCAUGUUAUGUUCUCGAUGUGGACAUCGGAGCAUCCGGCGCCGAUGGAGACACAGUCGUCGCCUGUAGUGACAGGUGGAGCUCAACUUGAUGUUGAUUCAUUCUCGAGUAUGUGCGUCCAGUCACUGUUUGAGCUUACCGUUGUAGAUCCUAGAGUUGAGGAUCUGGACGGACGUGGUGUUCUCGACGUGGACGCCGUCCGUGUUGGGGCUGGACACCGGCGAGCUGACGAAGAGGCCGUCGACGCGCACGCGCUCGCAGUCGUCGAACCUGAGGUGGAGCUGCGGGCUGUUCUCGAUCCGCAGGCCGCACACCGUCACGUCGUUGCUCAAGAAGAAUCGUACCAGCUGCAGAUACGAACAGAGUGA
Miscanthus lutarioriparius is the source of this 1983-nucleotide messenger RNA. NCBI's taxonomy places the organism in Eukaryota, Viridiplantae, Streptophyta, Magnoliopsida, Poales, Poaceae. The record is from the annotation of a GenBank genome assembly.